This is a messenger RNA of Nymphaea colorata (pocket water lily), 4117 nucleotides long. RefSeq names its product DNA polymerase I B, chloroplastic/mitochondrial-like. The coding region runs from base 224 to 3571 and encodes 1115 amino acids. NCBI's taxonomy places the organism in Eukaryota, Viridiplantae, Streptophyta, Magnoliopsida, Nymphaeales, Nymphaeaceae. Gene Ontology annotation, biological process: double-strand break repair; DNA-templated DNA replication. The record is from RefSeq and is a predicted model, not a curated record. The transcript is spliced from 12 exons. Gene Ontology annotation, molecular function: DNA binding; DNA-directed DNA polymerase activity; 3'-5' exonuclease activity.
CCUGCAGGAAAGGAAAAAGGGUAAAGGUUUUACAGAAUACGGGAGUGAGACGGCCUCAUCUCUUUAGCCUUUUGGCUUCUCCCCAGCUCUGUGCUUGAAGGGUUUUUCGUUCUCUGGUCAGUGAGUUGCAAGGUGGUAAGAAGCUACGGCGUCGAGCAGCGGAGCAAGGUGGUAGUAAGCUACGGCGUCGAGCAGCGGAGCAAGGUGGAGAGUUGCUGGGGCGAUGGGUUUGGGGUUUACCGCUCAAGGAGCUGGCCCUCUCAAGACCUGUCCUCCUCCCUCGUUUUUCCACGCCUUCUCUCCACCGUUUCGGCGCCGCUCCUUCGCCUCCUGCCCCUACUCACUUCCACGAACCGGCUUCGACCGGCAGGAUAUUGGUCUCCUUGAUGGUGACAAUGUUGCAGAUAUGCAAGCAGUGAUGGGUUUGAAUCGUGGGGUGAUUGAUAAUGUCUGGAAACCUAUGAACAGUGGCCAUACUUCAAAAUAUGUAGUCCGUGCUGAUCUGAGGAUGUCUCCUACUACACUUAUCCACUUAAAUAAAAAGUCUCCCAGGACAAUACCUUCUUCAAAAGGGUGUUCUACUCCCACACAUUUUUUGGUGGAAAAACAGAUACCAAAAGCACAAGCAAAUGAGCAUCUUUCAGUGGGUACAGGCACAAUGCACGAAGGUUCAAAGUGGGUGGAUGAAGAGAUCAAUUGGUUGAGAGCAUCCAAGCUACUUGAGAAAAAUCGUAGGGUUUUAGAGCAUAUGCCUCAGAAUGGCUUUGUGUCAAAUCCUUCUGGAAGUAAUGCAACAAAAGAAGAUUCUUCAGAAAACACACUUUUAAUAACUGGCAAGUCUGAAGGUACAAGGGAUUCUAUUCCAUCUGGUUCUGGCAUUAGUGGAACAAAUUCUCAUGCAGUUGUAAUCGAGGAAGCAUUACUUGAUUUAUCUUUGCAUGCUGAAGCCUCCAAACCACGGGUUCCUAGUAAAAAGAGAGACUGUAUUUCUACGAAUGGUCAUCCACUAGGAACGGAGGUUGUCAAAAAUGAAAAAAUUCAUUAUGAAGUCAAUGGUGCUGUGCCCGGAAUUGGUUUGAACAGAAAAAACCUUGAUGAUGAAAUUUCUAAUUCUGAAGAUAUUGUUGAAGCUUCGAUAGGGAAAGAAAAUGUAAGAGAAGAGCUUGGAAGCUAUAUUUCAGAUGAUCGAAUGAAGCUUUCUUGUCUCUAUGAUAAGGUGCUUGUUGUAGACAAUGUCUCAACUGCAAAGGUAGUUGUGGAAAAGCUAAUUGGGGAGUACAGGUCUUUGGUUCAUGCAUGUGAUACAGAGGUUGCAAAAAUUGAUGUGAAGCAAGAAACUCCAGCAGCCAAUGGUGAGUUGAUCUGCUUCAGUGUCUAUUCUGGUAAAGGAACAAAUUUUGGUGAUGACAAAACUGCAAUAUGGGUUGACAUUCUUGAUGGUGGUAGAGAUGUUUUAAUGGCGUUUGCUCCAUUUUUUGAAGACCCUGGCAUUAAGAAGGUUUGGCAUAAUUAUAGCUUUGAUUUCCACGUGUUGGAGAAUCAUGGGAUCAAAGUUUCUGGGUUUCAUGCGGAUACCAUGCAUCUUGCGCGACUAUGGGAUUCCUCUCGACGCAUGGAAGGUGGGUAUUCUCUUGAAGCACUUACAGGUGAUCCAAAGGUGAUGUCUGAAUCUGGUUCACUUGAGAAGAAUAUGUUGAUGUCUGGCAAGAUUUCCAUGAAAACUGUAUUUGGAAGAAGAAAACUUAGGAAAGAUGGGUCUGAAGGAAAAAUUGUUUCUCUUGCUCCGGUUGAAGAGCUUCAAAAGAAGGAGAGAAUACCAUGGAUUUGCUACUCUGUCAGAGAUUCAAUAACUACCUUAGAUCUCUUUUUGAGCUUGAAAGAAAAGUUGAUGAAAAUGGAGUGGAAACUUGAUGGUGCUCGAAGGGGAAAUAUGUAUGAUUUCUAUGAAGAAUAUUGGCGUCCUUUUGGUGUCCUUUUGGUUGAAAUGGAAUCUGAAGGGAUGUUGGUUGACAGAAAGUACCUCUCAGAUUUGGAGAAAAUAGCUACUAAUGAGCAAAAAAUUGCUGCUGACAGGUUUAGGAGAUGGGCAUCAAAAUAUUGUCCAGAUGCAUUGUAUAUGAAUGUUGGUAGUGAUGCUCAAUUGCGUCAGCUGUUCUUUGGUGAGACUGCAAACAGCAAGGAUCCAAAUGAGCAUAUUCCUUGCAAGCGGACUUUCAGAGUUCCUAAUGUUGAUUAUGUUCCUGAGAAAGGCAAGAAGGCAGCUCCAAAGUACCGAAAUAUUGAGCUCCAUCUUCUUAAAGCUAAAAUUCGCACGGAGAUGUAUACACCCUCAGGGUGGCCUUCUGUUAGUAGUGAUGCUUUAAAAACAUUUGCUGGGAAGAUCUCUGCAGAACUUUAUGAUGUCAUGGGCGAUGAUUAUGAUUUUCAGUCUAACAAUGACAAAGCAGGUGACGUAGAGCAAGAAGCAAAAUCUGUUGCACAAGUUAGUGAAGAUGAAUCUGUAUAUGGAUCAGCAUUUCAUGCAUUUGGAGGUGGCGAGGAGGGGAAGAAAGCAUGUCAUGCUAUUGCAGCUCUUUGUCAGAUGAGCUCCAUUGAUGCCCUAAUAUCGAACUUCAUUCUGCCUUUACAGGGAAAGGAAAUAAUGGGAAAAAAUGGGCGUAUACAUUGUUCAUUAAAUAUCAAUACUGAGACUGGGCGGCUAUCUUCUAGGCGGCCAAAUUUGCAGAACCAGCCUGCCUUGGAGAAGGACCGUUAUAAAAUUCGACAAGCAUUUGUAGCAGAACCUGGGAAUUCUCUUAUCGUUGCUGAUUAUGGGCAGCUGGAGCUGAGAAUUUUGGCCCACCUUUCAAACUGCAAGAGUAUGCUGAAUGCCUUCAGAGCUGGUGGAGAUUUCCAUUCAAGGACUGCUAUGAAUAUGUAUACUCACAUACGAGAGGCUGUGGAGAAAAAUCAAGUUUUGCUUGAGUGGUCCCCAAAACCUGGUGAAGAGAAACCUCCUGCUCCUCUUUUGAAGGAUGCUUUUGCCUCAGAAAGAAGGAAAGCGAAGAUGCUUAAUUUUUCUAUUGCCUAUGGGAAGACAGCAGUGGGUCUUGCUCGUGAUUGGAAGGUUUCUAUUAAGGAAGCAAAAGAAACAGUAGAACUUUGGUACAAGGAAAGGCAGGAGGUACUUAAAUGGCAAGAAGAGCGCAAAAACGAAGCUCAUAAAAAACACUCUGUUCACACAUUGCUUGGAAGGGCUCGUCGUUUUCCCUCUCUGGACAAUGCUAGUAGUGCCCUUAAAUCCCACAUUGAACGUGCGGCUAUCAAUGCUCCGGUGCAGGGGAGUGCAGCAGAUGUUGCUAUGUGUGCAAUGCUUGAAAUAUCUAGGAAUUCAACUUUGAAAGAGCUAGGGUGGAAGUUAAUACUGCAGGUUCAUGAUGAAGUGAUACUGGAAGGACCCACUGAAACUGCAGAGCUUGCUAAAAGCAUAGUUGUUGAGUGCAUGUCAAGACCUUUCUAUGGGACCAACUUUCUCAGGGUUGACCUGGCAGUUGAUGCUAAAUGUGCAGCCAACUGGUAUUCGGCUAAGUAGGAAGAGGCUGAACUGUCUUGGCUACUUCAAUGGGCUUGAAGACUUUACAUCCUUUAUGCUCGACAAGGUGAAAAUACGGUUGAACCCAUCACAGGGUGGUUCUUUCGGGUGCACUAACCAUGAUGUUGUGGAACUGGUCAGCAGCAGUGAGACAUGUUUACUAGCCUGCUUGAUGUUGGAUCGUCUUCCCAGUGUUGUGUUGGAACGGACAUCUCCAAAGAGGGUGCUAAGAAGACUUUUCCUGCGUAGCUCAAGCAAUGUGCCCACAAUGCAUACCAGCAUGUACACUGGAAGCUGCUUCAUGGGAAGUUAUAGGCUUAACAUGGACGUUAUCUUGCAUCUUUCGGCUUACAUGUAAAAUUCAUUUUCCUUCCAAUUUACGAAUAUGUUCUACACUGGAUUGUGAUUGCGCUGAUGCGCAGCCACGUGAGAAAAGGACAAGGUUCGAGUUUCCGUUGUGGCCGUGUAUAUAAGUUGUGGUAAGACUUAACCACCGAAACGACGCUUAUUUUAUUGGCUAUCGAAAUCCUUAUUUUGAUUCAUGAA